This is a messenger RNA of Coffea eugenioides, 978 nucleotides long. RefSeq names its product HVA22-like protein a. The coding region runs from base 122 to 643 and encodes 173 amino acids. The transcript is spliced from 5 exons. The record is from RefSeq and is a predicted model, not a curated record. Lineage: Eukaryota; Viridiplantae; Streptophyta; Magnoliopsida; Gentianales; Rubiaceae.
UGUCACGCUGUCCUAGAGAAGAAACUGAAGAAAACAGGAAGUGGUUUCUGCUUGUUCUAAAAUCUUGCAGGACCCCGGGAACAAAACAGGCAGAGAUUGCAAUUCUACUCCCAGAAAAAAAAUGGGUAAUUCUGGGAAUAAUCUUCUUGCUGUGAUGGCCAAGAACAUUGAUGUUAUAGCUAUGCCUGUGAUUUCUCUCGUGUAUCCUCUGUACGCUUCUAUUAGGGCCAUAGAGACUAAAUCUCGUGCUGAUGACAGGCAGUGGUUAACUUAUUGGGUUCUUUAUUCUCUAAUUACUCUGUUCGAGCUUACAUUUUUCAAAGUUCUUGAGUGGUUACCCAUUUGGCCCUAUGCGAAACUGAUUGGUAUAUGCUGGCUAGUCCUACCUCAGUUCAACGGAGCAGCUUAUGUUUACGAGCAUUUCAUUAGACCUUUCUACAGGAAUCCACAAGUUAAGAUCUGGUAUGUACCUCGAAAGAAGGAUGUUUUCAGUAAACCAGAUGAUGUCCUUACUGCUGCAGAAAAAUACAUUGAAGAAAAUGGACCAGAAGCCUUUGAGAGAAUGAUAGCCAGGGCUGAUAGAGAAGCCCGGGCGAGGAGGAGCAACUAUAUGAUCUUUGAAAAUGAUAGAGGAUAUUAUUAACACCCUGUAUUCACUGGCACCGCACCACAAAGUUGGUACUUUUUCUGGCUCAGAACCAACUGGGCAGCGAGUAUAUGAUCACUUGACCAUCUUUCGUUGCAUUUUUCUGAUUGCGAAGCUUGUUGAAACUGAGGUUACCUGUAUAUCGAAGUGUGACUAAAGUACUACUAAGGUAUAUGGACGACUUGUCCAUCAGAAUAACUCUUUUUAUUCUGCUUAAUGAUCUUCGCUACUUCUCCAUCAGCAUUGUUCAACAAGUGCUGCAGCUGCUUGCUUUCAUUGAAAUCAAGCGUCAACAUUGUCAAUGCCAGGGAGAAGGGAAUAUAAGUGAGAGA